Molecule: messenger RNA, 1802 nt
Organism: Opisthorchis viverrini
Lineage: Eukaryota; Metazoa; Platyhelminthes; Trematoda; Opisthorchiida; Opisthorchiidae
Exons: 8
Coding region: 1-888 (295 amino acids)
Cellular component (GO): cytoplasm; myosin II complex
Molecular function (GO): myosin heavy chain binding; calcium ion binding
Source: RefSeq, a predicted model, not a curated record
AUGCAAGGGGUGAUAACUCUGCGCAUUGAUCGGGUAAUUCUGCACCAGAAAACACGAAGUGCAACCAGGAGACUGCUUGCGCCUGUCGGAGACCGCGUUUUGAAAAGAACCAAUAAGAAACCAGGUGUGUUGGAGGGUCACAAGAAUGUAAGCCUGUACCCAGUAAUCUACCUUAAACCAGGUUACGAAGGAAUCGGUAAUUCACGGUCGCAGUUGUUCUGCUUAUAUCGUACCGUCCGCAUCCUACGUUCGGUUCAUCAGAAGGCAAACAGUUCGGCCAUGGGUGACGAAAAGAAAGAAAAGAAGGAGAAAAAGGAAAAGAAGGAAAAGAAGGAAAAGGAGCACAAGGAAGAAGCGCCAGCCGAUGCUGCAGCCCCAGCAGAGGAGAAAAAGGAAUCAGGCGGGGGAGGAAAACGUGCCCAAAGAGCCACGUCCAAUGUCUUUGGCAUGUUUCCACAGAAUCAAAUCCAAGAAUUCAAAGAGGCCUUCACUCUUAUUGAUCAAAACCGGGAUGGAUUCAUUGAUAUUGAAGAUCUGAAGGAUAUGUACGCAUCCUUGGGUCGAACCCCAAGUGACGCGGAACUCAAAGAAAUGCUUGAUGAAUCCCCUGGUCCACUCAACUUCACAAUGUUCAUCAAUCUGUUCGGUGAGAAGCUGAACGGUACGGAUCCUGAGGACGCGUUACGAAAUGCAUUCGCAAUGUUCGACCCCGGCAACAAACGAUACUUGGAGGAGGAAUAUAUUAAGGACCUCCUACAGAAUAUGGGCGACAAUUUCAGCGCGGAAGAAAUUCGUCAAACUUGGAAAGAGGCUCCAAUCAAGGAAGGCAAAUUGGACUAUAACGAAUUCGUCACCCUAAUCAAACGGGGCAAUCAAGACCAACUUUAAACUUCCCGCUUUCUGCUGCGUCUUAGUUAAACGCCCUGCCUCACACAGCACUGCCCGAUUCGCAUCCACUGUAUUUUUUCGUGCUGUGACGCCUCCUCACCUCGAACCACAUUCACAGCCGCGGGGUCGUUGUUGUAACUAUCCCUCCUUUCUGUUUGACUCCUCAUGACUAUGCACAAUUACCAUUUUAGUGAAACCGAUAAAAAACGAUCCCCGCUAACUCGGAAGCUUCCAAACCAAUAACUUUGAAGCCUGGCUUUCAAUCACUGUUAUCCAUCUUCCUUUUUUCACGAUCAUAGUUUUGUCAAAACCAGUCCCUCUUAGAAUCACCCUAGUGAUCACCGCCUCUCACAUACUACUGAAUAGCAGAUACAGACGUUGUUUAAAAAUACGCCUCUACCGAUUACCUCUCUGCAAAAUCUUUCUGUUUGUCUGUUCGUUUGGGACCAGCACUCUUCCAGUUCUUGUAUCAAGCCGAUAUGAUCUAAGGGCAUUCCAAACUUUGUCUUUGCUGGUUUGUUUGACGAUCUAUCCUCAGACAGUCAUUAUGGUGUGAGCACACAUGUGAUGAUGAUGUCGGUUUCUUAUGUGGCCUUGUCACGCUGUGUACGUGUCUAUCGAUUUCAGCAGGAUUGGAUUGUUGGACAAUAAAGCAUGGACGGUCUUUUCAUCUAGGGGAGAUUGGUCCUACUUUUUCGAAACCUUUCUCCCCGUUCUGCGUUGAUCUUGAACUGGCGGAGAGACGUACAGGAAACCACGGUUUCAAAGUACAUCAUGGUCCUGGACAGUAAAACUGUUUCCGACUUGUGUUUGUUUAAAUAAAGCAUUGUUCGUUUGGCGACGGUGUAUGUUUGAGCUUUCCAGUUUGAUGUUAUACUUUCAUGUGGCAAAUACCAUACGAUUCAUUGAAACUA